UUGAUGUUGUAGAUGAAAAUGAUAAUAAAGGCAAUAUAUGAUGCCCUUUUCCUUGUGCAACUCACCAAGCUCUCUUCUUCUUUUCUUCUUCUCUUGGGAACGCACAAGCCGUCCUUUGUCGGAAGAAGAAAAACAAAUGAUGUCUACAUGGAUGCAAGACAUAGAAGAACAAGAAUCUACUCCUCCCUCAUGGCCAAACUCAAACCCCAACCAACUAAGCCCUAUGUCACUCUGUGCUUACAAACCCAUCCAUGAAGAAUGGCACGUGCCCAACAACACCACCACCCAACAUGCAAGAGACAUAACCUUCUCCCCAAACUUUGCCGAUAAUUAUUUGCUCCAACCCCAACCAAUCUUACCCACUUUCCCUUCCACCAACCUCGACCUCUCUCAAGUGCACAACUUUCUCGCACCCAACCCAACCUUUGGACCCGUCACCUUCGAUGCGCCUUCCCAUGUGGGGUUUCUUAACCCUCAAGCUUCCUUCACUUCAAACAAAGCUGAUCAUGAUGCCGAUGUCUUCUUAAUGAGCUCAAGUUCAGCCAUGUGUGUAGUGCCUCCACAACAACGCAGUAUUGGCUUUUCGGGUUUCAAGAGUAUCAUAAACUCCAAUCACGAGGAGGGUUUGCUUCUGAGCAAGUCCAACAUACUGAGACCCCUUGAAUCGUUGCCGUUAUCGGGUGCACAGCCAACUCUUUUCCAAAAGAGAGCAGCACUUAGGAAAAACUUGGUUGGUAAUUGCAAAGGGAAGGGUGAACUCAUGGGGGGAGAGGGAGGGAAUAGUAGUGAUGGCAAGAAGAAGAAGACGUGUAGUGGAGAAGGUGGGAGUUUUAUUGAUGGGUCGGGGUUGAAUUAUGAUUCUGAUGAGAGUGAUGAGAAUAAUAAUAAGAUGGAAGAGAGUGGAAGGAACGGUGGAAACAGCUCAAACGCCAAUAGCACCGUCACCGGAGGCGCCGGGGAUCAGAAAGGAAAGAAGAAGACGGGAAUACCUGCCAAGAAUUUGAUGGCUGAACGCCGCCGAAGGAAGAAGCUCAAUGAUAGACUCUAUAUGCUCAGAUCCAUUGUUCCCAAUAUUAGCAAAAUGGACAGGGCUUCCAUUCUUGGGGAUGCAAUCGAGUAUUUGAAGGAACUUCUACAAAGGAUCAGUGACCUUCACAAUGAAUUGGAGGCAACACCAGCUGGAUCUUUAUUGACACCUGCUUCUUCAAGCUUUCAUCAUCCUUUGACACCGACACUACCACCCCGCAUGCAAGAAGAACUUUGUCUCAGCUCGUUGCCAUGCCCUAAUGGCCAACCUGCGAGGGUUGAGGUUGGGUUGCGCGAAGGAGGAGCUGUAAACAUCCACAUGUUUUGCGACCGCAAACCUGGUCUCUUGCUUUCUACCAUGAGGGCACUCGACAACCUUGGAUUAGACAUCCACCAGGCAGUUAUCAGCUAUUUCAAUGGAUUUGUUAUGGAUAUUUUCCGAGCUCAGCAAUGCAACGAAGGCCAGGAUGUCCAUCCGGAGCAAAUAAAGGCAGUUCUGUUGGAUUCAGCUGGCUUCAAUAGCAUGGCCUAAUGGCAACAAACUACUAACACGACCUUUCCAAAUAGUCAAUUUAGCAAUCUUAUGUUUUUAAUGCUCAAAAUUCAAGUGUACAAUAUAGGCUCACUUAACUUCCGCUCAGUCGAGUUAGGAGAAGAAAUAUUUUACCAUUUAAAAGCACUACUAUUUUUGUCAACUUUUGAUGACGGUCUCCACUUGGUUUAGCGACAUUCUGAAUAUGCAUGUUGAUGUCAAGCUUGUUUCUACAAUUCAUUGUCUUCUUUGUACAAUUAGUAGGGACAAAGCUUUAAUGCAAUGUUUUUUUUUUUAUUAA
Molecule: messenger RNA, 1859 nt
Organism: Cajanus cajan (pigeon pea)
Lineage: Eukaryota; Viridiplantae; Streptophyta; Magnoliopsida; Fabales; Fabaceae
Product: transcription factor SCREAM2
Biological process (GO): regulation of DNA-templated transcription
Cellular component (GO): nucleus
Molecular function (GO): sequence-specific DNA binding; protein dimerization activity; DNA-binding transcription factor activity
Source: RefSeq, a predicted model, not a curated record